GAAAAAAUUGGUGGGUGUGUCUAACGCACGGAACAAUAAGAUUUAUUCGUGGAAAUUUUGCCUAGGAAAGUGAAGGCAACGGUCAUUGGCUAAGAAAAGGAUGCACGCGGUUGGAUUGCACUCGGCGCUGGCCAUCAAGCGUCAGAGAAAACGCCGGGACGAGCAGCGUCGUGCCCGCGAGCGUCGUUAUAGCGCGCAAUCGGGCGAGAGCGGCCUGACGUCGCCCAGGGCUUCGACCGGUUCCUUGGAUCAACAACCGAAACACCAUAAAACCGGACAUCCGAAUCGUUCUGCCGGCCAGGGUAUGUUGGAUUCGAAGGUGGUCACGUCGGUGGGAAUGCUUCACAUCGGCGUGGUCUUCCUGGUGUUCGGUGCUUUUCUUCUCAUGAGUGGCCUGUUGCCGGGAGAUCUCGCCCAAUGGGGAACCAAAGCGUCUGGAGGCUGGUGGAACGAGCUGGUAGCCAUAGGUCUGUUCGCUAUCAUAGUCGGCAUGUUCCUCAUCAUUUUGAACAAGGUGAUCGCGAAGAAGGAAGAAAACGAUCUGGAAGAGUACGUGCAAAGGCAAUUAACCAGGUCCAAGUCGGGACACAGACUGGAGAGAGACGCGGAAACCGGAGGAUUGACUACCAGGCAAGCCAGAAGAGCGAGGCAACUGCAACAACAGGCAGCUACCGCUGCAGCUAUAGAAACGGAGAACGAGAAAGAGUCUAGUUCUCCACCAAGAAGUCCUCCGCCUGCUUAUUCGCCGCCACCGACGCUCAACGGGGAUCACCAGACUGCUCAGUCCGCCCUAUAUCUCGAACAGAUCACCGAAGAGGAGGUUAUCAGUGACCGCGUAGAAACGUCGACCACUAACAGCUUGAGUCCCGGUUCACCGAGCGAGACCAGGGAAUUAUUGCAGAAUCCUCGCCAUUCGAAGCAAAACGGCAACCCUCAACAGGUUCAUCGGCCGCUUUACGUGUCCAAGAUUUAAAUUACGAGGGAAAGUUUGGAGCCCGUUCUGGCUUGAAGUUUGUACGAUCGCGAGGAUCUCAUAUAUAUCGGGAACAAACUUGAGUAGACGGUUUCUGCGACGGCGACGAUGAUGACAACGGGACGGCGAUUUUACAUUUUGGUAUCGCGAAAGCUUCGAACGUGUUUCGAUCAAAUGGGUAACAUCUUGGAAAGCGUAGUUUAUCGAUGGAAUUUGUAAAUGGUUUUGAAAUUCGGGGAAAGGGAAGAAAGAGUAUUUAGAAACGAGAAAUUGAAUCGUCCAAUUAAGAGAUUUUCUGUGGAAUUAAUCAUCGAUUACGAUGAACUAAGAUACACGAGCCAAUACCGAUAGUCUGUUUAUCGAAGUUAUCGAGAUUUCGUCUAUUUCUUGUAGCAGCCGUUUAAAUUUAAAUAUCUCACUACUGUCUUACAGCUGAUUCGAUUCUUCCCGUAAGCUAUCAGUAACGAGGGAUUUUUCUUCCAAAAUAAAGAUCUCGUCGUUAAACGUUCGCAUAACCUGACCAAUGGGACCAAGGUUUCGUGCGUGACAUCAAUUUUCUUUGAACCACCUAAACAAAACGCAACACUAUCAUUCAUCAAAUACGAUAAGAGAUUAUCAAAAUACGAUUCGUCAAUGAAAACAUUCCCGAAACAAAAUUCAUUGUUCGACACGUCGAGCGUUUAACAAUUCCAUUAAUCGAACUCUACGGUUCAACCUUGCGGAUGCUGAAUGAGGGCAAUCGACCGUAAAACAAGCAACUAAUCGAAAGCAUCUCAAUCGAACUACUAGUCGACGAAAGUGUAAUCUACAUAGUCGAAAAUGCAAUUUCCCGUGCGCUAAUUUCGAUUCGAAUACAGCCGCCUCUAUCUCCUUGAAAGUUUCGUAUUCUCGAGGAAUCGAGUUUCACAGAGCGUAUUCACCGAGCAUUCCACUUGGCGCCGAACGCGAUUCUGCAUCGAGCAAUUUCCCGUCAGGAAGUCCAGCGGGAACCGAUACCGGCUCGUGUCUACAGGGGCAACGUGUCUCUUUGUGUAUACGCUUCGGUUGUUACAAGGAAAGGGAAAUUUAACAAAAUACAGAGAGAGAAAGAGAGAGAGAGAGAGAGGAGAGAGAGAGAGAGAGAGAGGGAAGAAGAAAUCCUUCCUAGCGAACACUCGGUAGGAAAUCAAUUUCCUCAACGAAUUACAGCGGUGGUGAGAUUGUUAUUCGUGGCAUUGUCGCUGCUUGUAGAAAGUGAUCGAGAUCUCGAUAGUUUCAGCUCAGACUGUGAGCUGAGAAAGUUAAGUUUCCCCUGUUACGGUGCGAAAGAUGCAACGACACGUGUACAGUUUUUGAAUAGUUUCCUUAUAGUCGUUCAGACCUGCUGCGUUCUUUGCAUUAUUUUAGAUUCGAAUUUAGAUCGAGUAAAAAAAAAAAAAAAAGAAAUGAUUACUGGUACGCACGAUGUCUCGUUUUAACUUAACGUUGAACAUCUUCGUGAAAUAUGGCAAAUCUUUUUUAUUUGAUCAAUGAGAACAAGAAAUAUAGAAAUUGGGGAAUCGCAGCAGGGUUAAGAAUGAAAGUUUUUAUGACACUUUAGGGUUAAUCGUGUGGUUAAUCGUUAACCUCUGGAGGGAUACUGGCACAUAUUUAUGUAUUUAGCUUUCUUCUUUACCAAGGUAUCGAUCCAAAAGACAGUUCAAGUAUGAAGAAUGUACGCGUACAAAAGGUAAGGACAAAGAAUAAGGAAUGUCGCAAAAGAACUUUAUUACGAAAAUUAAGUUUGAAUAUCUUGGUAUACCUCUCGAAACAAACCUCAACGAAUUGAACUAUAUUCGUAAUAAAAUUCGUAGUAUCGUGAAAAAGUAAUUAUUUUAUAUCAAGUUAAAUACUACAGAAUACUGGGAGAAAGUAAGAAAUGUUCAAUUCUGUUAUUGUCGAAACAAAAAUCCGCCAAUUUUACUAAUAUUUAAAUACUUUGUGUUACGCAUGACGCUUUAUUAUUUAGCGAUAUGCAAACAUGCAAACUUGCAAACUUUCCGUUUUCAAUUAAUACACCAAGUCCCCAACGAAUAUUUCUGUAAUUCUAAUUGCGGUUGCUAGCGACUAUUAGUCGACAAUAAAUAAAUAAAUAACAAUAAUAAUUUCUGUAAUUCUCCGCGUUCUAAGAAAACUUGUAAGUGCCAGUUGCCGUCAACAAAAUACGCCAUAUCACCUUGAAAUCGUUUGAAAUGGACACUUCUUAUUCUUCUUUAUCCUUGUCUUUCGUACGUGAACAAUAUUACCAAUUUAAAAAUUAUUACAUUAUUUCUCUUCAAGAAGAAUAACAGUAUAGAGAGUAAUUAUCCUUCAUCGACUUCUAAUAUCAGCAAAUUCAUUCCUGAGGAGGUUAACUCGCUUAAUGACCUCGACUUUUCUCGAUGAUGAACAUACGGAAGAGCAAAAGGGACGAUCCGAAAGUUUGCGGUAGGAACCACGCAAGCAAGAAAGCUAUUCGUCCAUCGAAGCUUCUGGUCAGAGUUGCGAUUUCUCUCUUUUCGAAGGAAAGUUCGGAGAGGUCGCGGAAGUUCUCGAUAGAACCGAUUUAAUCUUCGUUAAGUAUGAGGAAGUAAGUAAGAGCGAAGAAUCGAUCGAGUUGUUAGAUUUUCCAAGUUCUUGCGUGGUACUGCCGAGGAUGUGGAAGGAAAUAUUUUCGAGGCUGUUCGUGGCAGGCUUUGAAUCGUGACAUAUUAUCGAGGAUAUGACUGGAUUUAUGUCUUGCGUGCGAUGGAGGUCCUCGUGGUGUACGUGUGAGGCGAAGAGUAUGCGAAGAGUACCAUGGAGAAAUACCGUUUUCCAUGGAGAAAGACGUAUUGGUUCUCCAUUGAAAGAGGAAGUCGAAUAAUCAGAUUGCGUUUCAUAACCAUAAAACCACAUAGACUUUCGAUUAUUACAAGCUGUGUUACAUACAUUCUUAUAUGUUAACGCUAUACGGAACGAAAUAUGAUACUUUAAAAUUUUACCAUUAUCGGAUGACAUAUUUGUGGUCCUUUGGAUUUUGAUCGUGUUUGUUCCGAGGUUUCGUUUUGGACAGAGCUGAGACUGAAGUUAAGAUGCCACUGGAUAUUUGUAUGGUCGCGGUGUACAAAAAUAUGACACGUUUGAAAUCGCAUUGAAAGACAAUUUGUCUUUUCCAACAUUGAAAUUUCAUUUGGAAAUCAUAAAAAAGGCAGAAAAUUAGUUUAAUCUUGUUUCGUAAGCAAACUGCAAAUGUUCAUACAAAUUCACUUUUUUUCUGAAUAUUAUCAAAGAAAUAGAACGUGAACAAAGAUACACAUCAUUUUUACUUUAUUAAGGAUACCGUUGAACAUUAUGUGCAUUCUUGUACACUUCUGAAUCUGCCAUAAAUGCAUGAACAGGGAUAUAGAACCGACGUAACAGGAUAUCCUGGUACACGAAAAUUGAAUUCAAGAUACGAUAAAAUAAAAUUUUAUCGAUAAGUUUUAUGAGUUCGUCCGUCCGAUUUUUUACAUAUUUUUAAAUAGAUCUUGUCACUGUGUAUCUCGUAGCUCUAUAAAAAUUGAAAAUUUUACGGUGGUCUUAUAGUUAUGAGACGCAGCUUAUAGAAAGGAAAGGAUGGAAUAUCGCCAAACGCGAAGAUAUAAAACUAUGCACUCAAGGACCAAGAUAUAAUUAAUUCGAAAUGGUUGAGAUAGACAAUUUUAAAGAGGAUCUCGAAAAAGACGAAGAGGGAAUAGAAAAAUGACGGGCGGGAAAGAUGAUACCGCAUGAUGGCUGAUAUGUUUCUUCGGCCGCGGGAUAUCAGUAAUUAAAUUCAUCGAUUAAUCAUCUAUAUCCGAAAAAAAAUUCAAUUUAAUAGACGUGUAAGAAACUAUACAGAGGUUUUCGACGCCAACAUACUCAUAUUAUACUUUAAUAUUUAAAUUGUAAGUAAAAACGGACCCGAGAUCGGGACUACGCGUCUUUAGAGAGUACGAUUUGUCGAAAACGAAUGUCCUUUAACGUUUAAGCAUGUCGUUCCCGAUAUCGAUGGUCUGAUAUCAGUCAUUGUAUAUGCAAAAUCGUUCGCGUUCUAAUCUAAUUUCACGAUUUAUUCGGUCUGACGAGGGAGUAAUAGGAUUAUUAAAAAAUCAUUUCGGUUUCGUGCGCGUAUAACAUUUAUCGACAAAAUCAAUAAAUAAGUGUAUCAUCCUGCCAUUCGUUUUAUUAGGUAAGUCGUCACGUAGCAAAUUUCGUUUUGAGGCGAACGGUAUCAACAAGUCUGUAACUUGUUUCAUGUGAAAAAGUAAGAACUAUUUCGAAUCGAUGCAUAUCUCUUCUAUUUUUUCUUUUUUUUUUUUUUUUUUCGUCAUUGUAUUAUCGUUAUUAUCAGGGUACCAUUGCACAAUGAUUUAUUAACUCAGUAAUAUUAACAAAUUGAAGAGUCACGAGUUUCUCUUCCAUCAUUUUAUAAUUUUCUGUGAAAUAAUAUGAUCAAAUAACAUGUAAUUUGUACAAUUUGCGUGAACAAUUUCGUUGAUUAAUUAUUACAUUUGUUUCUGUGGUAUAAGAAAAUUUAUUACAGUCGAUAACUCAUGACUUAUAAGAUUUCAUUAAUUUCAAUCGUGCAAGAGGUUUUGUAUAACCGAGUAAUAUAAUUUUUAAAUUUCAUUUAUAUUUAAUAGGAAUUUUUCAUCACGCAUAAUUUUCAUCGCAUAAUUAAUUAUUCUCCUUAUCUCGUAUUUCAUUCCUUGAAGUAUUUUUCAUACGUGCAAUAAAUCUCCUCCGUAAUAUCCUCCAUUUUCGCAAACUUAUACGAAAUAUCAUGUUUUUUUCCCGAAAGAUUCAUUAAAUCUACAACACAGUAUGAAAUAUGUAUUCAAUCACGUCUGCGUGCACAAAACAAUUAUAUAAUCGUUGAACGUGUCUCCUUUCUUUUUUGCCACAUCUGACUCAUGUAAUCACUUAGCUAAUCGAUUUGGUCGGUAAAAAUAGCGAUAUUUAAUAGAGAAUCGACGCGAUGAAACAAUCCGCUGCUCUCCGAUCACGAGUUCGCGUUAUUUUCAUCCCUUAAACAUUACAUUCCGAUUUUGCAUUCGAUAUAACUAAACAUUCCAUUCAAAGUACUUACGAGUAGUCACUUAUAGCCUUAAUUCUUCGAGUUGAAUUCACGGUUUUUCGUGAAAGAAUGGUCGAAUUAGUAAGAAGUUUAGGUAGAACAUUUAGUCGAGAGAGGAUACUUCAUUGUAGAAAGUGUCACGAAUCUUAACCAUUUUUUGACUAUAGUCGAGGUGUAAACUAAAAGUAUAAAGUUAAGGUCGUAAAUGUAACAGAUUACGAAGCAUUUCAUUACAUUUUCUAUUACGUUCCAAAAUUUGUUCAAGAGGAAACUUAGCGUUCUGUAUGACGAUUGAGAGAGAACAAAAUUCGCGAAAGAAAAUUGUAACGUUUCUACUUUUCCACACGUUAUAGUUUAGUCCAGAGAUAUCGAUCGUUUAGGGUAAUUCAAUCGCUCCAUCCAUUAUGUUAAUCAGCUGUUCGUCUCUUUUUAACACCUCGAAAGGCUCUAACGGUAAGAAUGGAACAAAUAUUAUUCUACGAAGUGAUAUAGACAGAGAGUAUGAUAUUUAACAAAUUCGAGGCCGCUGAUUAUACAUUGCGUGACCCGUGGUAUUCGUCCAAGUUGUAAAACGAUGAAAAGCAGACAAAAAAUUUAUUACGGAAGAUAAAAUGGUCUCGAAUGAUAUAUCACGUGAAGUCUGCUUUUAAACUGGGAGCGUUCCAAUCUUUUAAAAGUCACUUACUUACAUUUUUUAUAUACCAAUUAAUAUUCCAUUCUCUAUAAGAGGAGGUAAUAAAGUAUUUGUAUGUGAAAAUGGUUACAUUAAAAGACGUUCUACUUUCAA
Messenger RNA from Bombus terrestris (buff-tailed bumblebee), 6837 nucleotides. RefSeq lists its product as uncharacterized. The transcript is spliced from 2 exons. The coding region runs from base 101 to 973 and encodes 290 amino acids. NCBI's taxonomy places the organism in Eukaryota, Metazoa, Arthropoda, Insecta, Hymenoptera, Apidae. The record is from RefSeq and is a predicted model, not a curated record.